CCUGUUAAUUAAUUAAUUUUACAAAGAAGAAAAGUAAAGAGCCGAAAACGAAUUAGCAAAAACUGCUUGAAGAUGAAGACGACGAUGACUGGAUUGAGAUCCUUAUUCCUCCGAUCACUCCAUUCUUCUUCCAGAUCUUAUUCUUCCGCCGCCAUCGCUGCCACUGCUGCAUCCACCACCACCCUUCGAACCUUUUCUUCCCCUCGCUUUCCCAAUCACUUCUCUCCCUCCUCAGAAUGCAGGUCUCCUUUCUCGAAUGGCAUAGGGAGCAUGCGAUUUUAUAGUGAAGAAGUGACCCACAUGCCUGACAUAAAAGACCCUGAGCUUUACAGCGUUUUCAAGGAUUUGUUGGCUGAAAAUUGGAGUGAUCUUUCGGAUGCUGUCGUUUCUGAUGCUAAACAUGCAUUGUCUAAAAGUACAGAAGACGAAGCUGGUAAAGAGGUUGUCACCAACGUGUUCCGGGCCGCCCAGGCUGUUGAGGAGUUUGGUGGGAUUCUUAACACCUUGAAAAUGGAAAUUGAUGACAGCAUUGGAUUGAGCGGCGAGGAUGUAAAACCUUUGCCCGAUCAUAUGCAAAAUGCUCUGCGUACCAUUUUUGAUCGGUACACCACCUAUUUGAAUGCUUUUGGGCCUGAUGAGAACUAUCUGCGGAAGAAGGUGGAGCAGGAGUUGGGUACAAAGAUGAUACACUUAAAAAUGAGAUGCAGUGGCCUUGGUUCUGAGUGGGGAAAGGUUACGGUUCUUGGAACUUCUGGACUUGCAGGUUCAUAUGUCGAGCAAAGAGCAUAGAAAAAUAAUUUUAGAAACAGUGCAUGCAAUUGAUAGUUUGUUGCUUGUAUCAUGUUCUUGAUGCAUGUAGACCCUUCGAUUCGUCUUCUCCUGUCGUUUUUGUUGUAAUGUGUUUAAUCGCAAGGAAAUAAUAGUGGCUUUUAACUAUGUCAACUGGGAAUAUUUUCCAUCAUUUUCAAUGUCAUUUUCCAUAAGCCGAAAAUGCUGGUGAAAUUAUAAGAACUUGUAUAUUUUCUGAGGAUAUGAAAAUAACAUGUCAGGUGGUUGGUUAUUUA
Medicago truncatula (barrel medic) is the source of this 1064-nucleotide messenger RNA. Its product is annotated as succinate dehydrogenase subunit 5, mitochondrial. The record is from RefSeq and is a predicted model, not a curated record. NCBI's taxonomy places the organism in Eukaryota, Viridiplantae, Streptophyta, Magnoliopsida, Fabales, Fabaceae. Gene Ontology annotation, biological process: tricarboxylic acid cycle. Gene Ontology annotation, cellular component: respiratory chain complex II (succinate dehydrogenase). Bases 73 to 789 code for a protein of 238 amino acids. The transcript has 4 exons.